AUGAAUUCUUUAAAGCAGAAACGCUCUCAUCAAAACAACAUGGAAUCUCAAAAAGAGGACGACUAUAGAAAUAGCCUAAACGAUACGAUACUGAAACACAAAACGCCAUCUGAAAAAGAGGUUGAAAGAAGAGCUAAGGUUGAAGAAAUGUUUUCAAUUCCUAUGAAUGUAUCUCGAAACGACAAGCGCAAAAAAGAGACCCCUUGGUAUGAUAUGCAACCAACGGAGGCCGUCGAACUAAAUCCAAACAGACCGGGAGAUCCAUUGCUAAAAAUCAAGUCUGCCACAAAUACCCGCAAAUCUGAAGACACCGAGUAUUCAAAAACAAACUCCAGCAGCAAGCAUGCACCCUAUGCUGGGGGCUCUUCAGAAUACGAUAGAUUAAGAUCAGAACGCCUGAUCAGAGAAAAAAGGGAACGGGAAAGACAGGAUAGCCUCCUAAGGACGAAUAAAUUCACUUAA
Mitosporidium daphniae is the source of this 462-nucleotide messenger RNA. RefSeq lists its product as uncharacterized. The transcript has a single exon. NCBI's taxonomy places the organism in Eukaryota, Fungi, Microsporidia. The coding region runs from base 1 to 462 and encodes 153 amino acids. The record is from RefSeq and is a predicted model, not a curated record.